Messenger RNA from Choloepus didactylus (southern two-toed sloth), 726 nucleotides. Its product is annotated as keratin-associated protein 10-8-like. The transcript has a single exon. Lineage: Eukaryota; Metazoa; Chordata; Mammalia; Pilosa; Megalonychidae. The record is from RefSeq and is a predicted model, not a curated record. The coding region runs from base 40 to 726 and encodes 228 amino acids.
ACCUGCUGCUCCGGGUCCUGCCUCCCAGCUGCGUCCACCAUGUCCGUCUGCUCCAGUGACGUGAGCUAUGGCAGCCGGGUCUGCCUGCCCAGUGCCUGCUCCAGACCCUCCUGGCAGGUGGACGACUGUCCUGAGAGCUGCUGCGAGUCCCCCUGCUGCACCCUCACCUGCUGUGCCCCCACAUGCUGUGCCCCCACCUGUUGUACCCCAGCCCCCUGCCUGGCUCUCAUCUGCACCCCAGUGAGCUGUGGGCCCAGCCCCUGCCAAUCAGUCUGCACCAGCUCCUGUGAGCCCUGCUGCCAGCAGUCUAGCUGCCAGCCUGCUUGCUGCACAUCCUCCGCCUGCACGUCCUGCUAUGUGCCCAUCUGCUGCAAGCCCGUCUGCUCUGUGCCCACCUGUUGUGGGGUCUCCCCCUGCCAGGACACUUCCUGCUGCCAACAGUCUAGCUGCCAUCCUGCUUGCUGCACGUCCUCCCCCUGCACGUCCUGCUGUGUGCCCAUCUGCUGCAAGCCUGUCUGCUGCAGACCCUCCUCCUGCGUGUCCCUCCUCUGCCGCCCCGUGUGCAAGCCCGCCUGCUGUGUCCCCACCUCCUCCAGCUGUGCCCCCACCUCCUCCUGCCAGCCCAGCUGCUGCUGCCCGGCCUCCUGCGUGUCCCUCCUCUGCCGGCCCGCGUGCCCCCGCCUGGCCUGCUGUGGCCCCUCCCUGGCCCGGACGUCCUGCUGCUGA